Eutrema salsugineum is the source of this 645-nucleotide messenger RNA. RefSeq lists its product as uncharacterized. Bases 142 to 495 code for a protein of 117 amino acids. The record is from RefSeq and is a predicted model, not a curated record. NCBI's taxonomy places the organism in Eukaryota, Viridiplantae, Streptophyta, Magnoliopsida, Brassicales, Brassicaceae. The transcript has a single exon.
CACAAUUUACAAACAACAUUACUUCUCUUUACUUCUCUCUCUCUCUCUCAUAAACUUCAUAACUUCUCUGUCCCAAGAAAUUUAAACUUUUUCAAGUUUGAUACACCGACAAAAAAAAAAAAAAAACUAAUCAUAAUAAAGAUGCAAAUGCUAAGAACCCUGAGCACGAGGUCAAGGAGCCGUCGCAGCGGAUACGAGCUUGUAGGUGAUAGUUAUCUCGGAGCAAAGCUAAGGAGGUCGACGAGCGUCCCAUACUAUGCUCCAUCGAUAAGGCUUGGUGGAGGUUUACCGGCGGCGAUCUUGGAAGAGCUUCCACGACAAAAGUCAAAGAAGACGGUGGUGACAAGCAAAUCUAGUCAUCCAAUCUUUAGUUUAUUUCACCGUAGCAAGAAGAAAGCGACGGCUAAACCAGAGUUUUCUAGGUAUGCUGAGUACCUUAGAGAAGGUGGAAUGUGGGAUUUGAGAACUAAUACUCCUGUUAUCUACUUUAAGUAGAUGUUUUGUGUAUAUCUGUUUUGGUUACUGUUCAUUUAUUAUUUCAUUUGCGAUAUCGUUGUUAAUUAUAAGAAUUUUCUUUGAAGGUUUUUUUCCAAGAUCAAGUGGGAUGAACUAGCUAAAGCUUAUAUAUAUCACCAAAAGUAAUUU